AUGGACCCACCUUUCAAGGAGACGCAGUUUGCAUAUUUUCCUAGUUCCGACUCCCUCUCAUCCCCUGCGGGGCCUUUGCCCAACUCCGGGAGUUUUUCUAGCUACAGCGACACGGGGAAGGCUGGAAAGUCAGAGGAUACUUUUGUGGUGGGUGAGUAUCGCUUGUCUUCGUGUCCUAUUUGUUUGGAGCGGUUUACACUUGACAAUCCUGCGAUUGUUGUCUUGUGUGGGCACGGUUUUCACCUGCAGUGUCUGGAAAGUUGGAGGCAGCGGGCGUCCAUAUGUCCUGUUUGUAUGAAGCUCAUGCAGGGUGAGGGAAUUCCAAUGAUGUCCGCCCGUGAUACGAGGCGGCGACGGCGUUACAAGGGCGUUAAUAGUACUGUUACUGCUGCAGCUACUGCCCGCAGCAGCUGUGAUCAUCGUAGUGUGUGCAUGGAGCCAGCAAUGGGGGAUCCCAUGAUGGCACCGCCCCAAUGUACACCUCCCCUUGGGGAGGAGCACAUUGCGAACACCAAUAGGGACGGGGGCGUUGUUUGGUCCGUACUGUCCGUGCUGUGGUCUCUCUCGCGGUGGUGCUCUCGCGGCGGGGAGUGA
Molecule: messenger RNA, 594 nt
Organism: Trypanosoma cruzi
Lineage: Eukaryota; Euglenozoa; Kinetoplastea; Trypanosomatida; Trypanosomatidae
Exons: 1
Coding region: 1-594 (197 amino acids)
Source: RefSeq, a predicted model, not a curated record